AUGGCGAGGCUUCAGGAUCACAACCACCUUCUUUCGUCCAAAGUGGACGAAACCCAGCAGCUGCUCCACCAGCAGCACACGCAGAACAUCCAGACAACUCACUCUUCCCAGAGCUUGCAGACCCCCCGUAGGAAGAAGAAGCACGAAAAGGUGGCGAGGGCAACGCCCGCACCUUCCAAACAGUUGGUAGUUCCGACACCCAGGGAUCAACCACACGUCCCAGAGAAGGUCUACUCCGAUUGCCGACAUCGGCUUAACGAUCGGGAGGUAGAGAGACGGAGGUCUCCGAUCAGGAUUAACGCUCGACUAAGGGACUCACGGAUGAACGUCCUAGGAAGCAAGUCACCUAUUCGGAGGGUCAGGGGUUUAGACUCUGCAGAGGAGUCAGAAUCCGAAUACAUCCCUUCCAAAACUCAAGUUUCCACCUACCGUUCGGCAACGCCUUCUCGGUACUCGGAGGUUAAUUCAUUAAGCCCACGAAGGCGCUCGGAAGAUUAUGGUUCCGAGGAAAUCUCAAGCCGAGACCCUGUUGUCCGACUCCUUUUUCAGAAAGUCCAGAAAAUGGAAAACGACAAAGCUCACUCCCAAGAACCAGAAUGGGGGAAGCUUCGGCCCGGACCAUUCACCAGGCGCAUCCGGCGUUCUCGGCAGGAUAGGGAGGUGCAGCAACUGCGUAUACCGUUUUAUACGGGAACAGAAGACCCCUUAACGCACCUUCACUCAUUUCAGUCCGCCAUUGGAUGCAAGGGCCUGAGCGAUGAAGGGCAGUGCCUGCUAUUCCCGUCUUCCCUUAUCGAGGCAGCCCUGAACUGGUUCUACCGGUUGGAGCCAGAAACGGACGAACCGUUGAGAGAAUACGUGGCGCGCUUCAGUCACGAAUACUCAAGGUGUCCGGAAACAGACAAUAGGGCAGCCUACGGCGCCUUCAAGAGUAGCCUUCGGUCCUCUCAUUUUCGAUACCUAGUACACAGCAGCAACUGGCGCAAGUACGACGAACUGAUGAAGCAGGCAGCCGUCCACGCCAAAGCCGAAUACUUCAACUCGAAACCCAGUGUUUCGGCACGCCGAGAAGAUUCAGAACCAAGUGCUUAUCCGGCAAAGGCGCCAUCCUACGAGAGGGUCGACUCAUAUUCGGCAGGUCAUAAGAGGAAAGACAACCGUGCCGAUCGAAGAGACCUCCCGAAGAAGGGAAAAAGGAGGUAUGGUCACAAUGACAACCGAGCGCCCCUGCAGAAUCGUGACCACGACAACGAAGUCUUUACCCUAUUGAACACCACCUAUGAGGCCGUUCUCAUGAACGAACAAGAAAUAAUACCAAAAUCGAAUCUGCGAAGACCCAAUCGGCAAGACAACCGGAAAACCGGUAAAUUUUGCCGAUACCAUCAACAUAACAGCCAUAAUAAGGAAAACUGUAUAAGCCUAAGAAAGAUUGUCGAACGGUUGAUCAGAGAGGGGAAGCUAGAUCAGUAUAUCGCCCGGCGGCCACCGGCCCUGGUGCCGAACCCAACUCGACAGAUAAACAUGAUAAGCACUAUCAGCGGUGGCCCCACCAUCGCGGGAAUGAGCAACCGUUCAAUGAAGCAGUACGUGCGCGCCUCACAAUUUCCUCAGGUAUUCGGCAUAGAGGUGAAUCGGCACCGUGAGAUACCGAAAGUUCAUUGGGAACCAAUCACAUUUUGUGAAGAGGAGGAAGAGGGAGUCCUCUACCCCCACGACGACCCGAUGAUCAUCCGAGUAGAAAUUGCCGACUACGAUGUAGGGCGAGUACUGAUCGAUACCGGGAGUUCCGUAAGCGUGAUUUUUGCCGAAGCUUUCCGAGAAAUGGGAAUAAACGACAACCAGGUCAACCGGCAGUUGACACCUUUGUUAAGUUUCUAUGGGGACCUAGUCCAACCGAUCGGCAGUGUAAAACUGCCAAUUACCUUCGGAACCGCACCAAGAAAAACAACGGCAUACGAUCAGUUCCUAAUCGUUGAUUGCCCGACAGCAUACAACGUCAUAGUUGGGCGAACGGCACUCACCAGGGUUAAGGCGCAUCUUUCCCCCCACAUGCUAUUGAUGAAGUUCCCGACCCCCAACGGCACGGGAGCUGUCCGAGAAAAUCAGCUAAGCGCGUGA
Messenger RNA from Prunus dulcis (almond), 2118 nucleotides. RefSeq lists its product as uncharacterized. Gene Ontology annotation, biological process: proteolysis. The record is from RefSeq and is a predicted model, not a curated record. Gene Ontology annotation, molecular function: aspartic-type endopeptidase activity. Lineage: Eukaryota; Viridiplantae; Streptophyta; Magnoliopsida; Rosales; Rosaceae. The coding region runs from base 1 to 2118 and encodes 705 amino acids. The transcript is spliced from 2 exons.